AUUUAACAAGAGAGACUCUCUCUCUCUCUCUCUCUCUCUCUUUCUCUCUGUAGAAACCACUAAACCAGCUUGAUUUGGGGUUUCCAUCAUCUCCAUCUUCGCAUUCAGAACCACUAGUUAAAACCAUUGCUUUGGUUUCCAUGCUUUGGAGGAUAUAGCCUGCAUAGAGUAGAGGGCAGGAAGAGAAAUCUUCAGUUCAGUUUUCAAGAAAAUGGAGGAUGAGAAUGGACUUGAGCUUAGCUUGGGUCUAUCUUGUGGUGGUGGAUCGUCUGUGAAGUCCAAGGGUAAAAAUGGUGCCUCCUCGAAUACUAGAGUGGAAGAAGGGGAAAGGGACAAUAAAUUAACAGAUGAUUUUAAAGACUUUCUUCAUGGUGGGACUCAGAAGCAAGAGUCAAGCAGUAGCUCUCAAAGAAGUGAUUCAGUGAAACCUAAGGAGAACUUCUUUAAUGAUCUCUCCAAGGCCAAUGGUGAUGCAGAUACAUCAAUGAACUUGAAUGGGAGAGGAGUCUGGGUCGCAAAGAAUAACAAGUCUGAUGAAAUAGAGGAAAGACAAACAGAUGCUGGUAAUAAGCGCAAGACUUUAUUUGAAGACAUGAACAAUCAAAAGAAGCAUGAGAGAGAAGCUCAUUAUACUGAUAUGCAUGACAAGACGCGAGCAUCUCACAUUUCCACAACAGAAGAGGGCUCUACUGCUGAAAAUGAAGACGUGGCAGAUUCUGAAGUGGAGGGCUCAGUCUCAAGGCUGAUACCCCAACAUGAUGAUGGCUCUAAGAGAUUUGUUGGAUCAGGUGACUCUUCUGAUGCUCAGAAAGAGCUUCGCAGGUUUGCUGAUUCAAGUAGUGUGGACCCAAAUGGGCAGAAGAGGUUUAAUGUAUCAUCAGAAAAUGAUUACAAGGUCGGGAAUGUGACGUAUGGCAGUCCGUUUUCUAUGCAAUCAGUAAACAUGAUGAAUAUGCCCUACUCUCUCCCUACAAAGGAUUAUAACCCUGUUGGUGCACCCAGCACAUCAGCCCACCUGAUUCCUGGAAUGAUGCAGGUGAUGCCUAUUGCAAAUAGUGAGCGGUCUGGGACUCAACCCAUGAAUCCUGGAAACUUGCCAGUUAUGUUUGGCUAUUCAGCUGUCCAGCUUCCGGUGUUGGAUAAGGAUAAUUCUUGGGGUGUUCCUCAUACUCAACAGUUUCACUAUGCUGGUAGAACUCCACCAAACCCAGCUGUGAUGCAAGUAGUUCCGCAGAAUGCAUCUGAGUCUGCACAGUAUGAUGGGAGGGUAUUAGAACGGGCAAAAGGUGGUGGGAAACAGCAUGUGACUGAAGAAGGCUCUUCUUCUCAAGCAGAAGAAGAUAUGAAAGUAACCAGCUCAAACCCAAGGACAAAAGAUGCACCUGAUCAUUCAAUGGCAGAGGAUUUCUCUCUUGAUUUUUCAGCUAUAAAACCAGGAAUUGCUGCAGACAUAAAAUUUGGAGGAUCUGGUUCCUGCCCAAAUCUACCAUGGGUUUCUACGAAAGGUCCAGGUCCCAAUGGCAGGACAAUUUCUGGUGUUACUUACAGGUACAGCGCAAACCAAAUCAGAAUAGUUUGUGCUUGCCAUGGUUCCCACAUGUCCCCUGAAGAGUUUGUCCGGCAUGCAAGUGAAGAGCCUUCUAAUCCAGAAAACAGCACUGGUUUGGCAACAGUCCCAAAUGGCAAUCCUGCUGCCUCCGCUCAAAGCUGAUUCAUGCAGUAUGUUUACGCUCUUAACCAGACUAAUAAAAUACACUUGACCAGGAAAACCUUGCGACAGUUUUUAUGCUCUAUCAGCUCAUCUCCUUACUUCUGUAGUGAUAAUCAUCUUCCGUCAAUCAAAUGUGGCAGUAAGGCCUUGCAUUUCAGUUUUACUUUAUAAAGUUCUAGAGCAAGGUGUCAUUACUUUCCACAUAGAUUUGCAGAAUUUCAAAUGAUCUUGCUAGAAAUCAUGGUCUGUGGAUUCAAGCUCUGGUUAUUAGUGUAUCUAGUAAAUAACUUAUGGUAUCUACAACUUGUAUAUGCCUGCAAAAAAUUAUGAUUCUCAUCAAGUGGUUCUUAUUGAA
This is a messenger RNA of Argentina anserina (silverweed cinquefoil), 2066 nucleotides long. Its product is annotated as ninja-family protein mc410. Gene Ontology annotation, biological process: negative regulation of DNA-templated transcription; jasmonic acid mediated signaling pathway. NCBI's taxonomy places the organism in Eukaryota, Viridiplantae, Streptophyta, Magnoliopsida, Rosales, Rosaceae. Gene Ontology annotation, cellular component: nucleus. The record is from RefSeq and is a predicted model, not a curated record. Bases 212 to 1711 code for a protein of 499 amino acids. The transcript has 3 exons.